ACGGACGCCGCGCUGAUGUACGAUGCCGUGCAUGUGGUGGCCGUGGCUGUGCAGCAGUCUCAGCAGAUCACUGUCAGUUCAUUACAGUGCAACCGACACAAGCCUUGGCGCUUUGGGAAUCGCUUCAUGGCCCUCAUCAAAGAGGCUCACUGGGAUGGCCUCACUGGAAGAAUCUCUUUCAACAGGACCAACGGCCUGAGGACAGACUUUGACCUCGAUGUUAUUAGCCUUAAAGAAGACGGACUCGAAAAGAUUGGUACCUGGGACCCAGCGAGUGGCCUGAAUAUGACUGACAACCAGAAGGGAAAGACGACUAAUGUCUCUGAUUCAUUGUCCAACCGAUCUCUCAUCGUCUCCACCAUACUGGAGGAGCCAUAUGUGAUGUUCAAGAAAUCUGACACUCCACUGUAUGGAAACGACCGAUUUGAAGGCUACUGCAUUGACCUACUGAGAGAGCUGGCAAACAUCCUGGGCUUUACAUACGAGAUCCGUCUGGUGGAGGAUGGAAAAUACGGAGCACAGGAUGAGAAUACGGGCCAGUGGAACGGCAUGGUUAAAGAGCUGAUAGACCACAGAGCUGAUCUGGCAGUGGCUCCCCUCGCCAUCACAUACGUGCGUGAGAAGGUUAUCGACUUCUCCAAGCCCUUCAUGACGCUGGGUAUAAGUAUACUGUACCGCAAGCCCAACGGAACCAACCCCGGGGUCUUCUCCUUCCUCAACCCACUCUCGCCUGAUAUCUGGAUGUAUAUUCUGCUGGCUUACUUGGGUGUCAGUUGUGUGCUGUUUGUCAUAGCCAGGUUUAGUCCCUACGAGUGGUAUAACCCCCACCCCUGCAACCCUGACUCUGAUGUAGUGGAAAACAAUUUCACCCUGCUUAAUAGUUUCUGGUUCGGAGUUGGAGCUCUCAUGCAGCAAGGAUCUGAGCUCAUGCCAAAAGCCCUCUCGACCAGAAUUGUGGGAGGAAUUUGGUGGUUUUUCACUCUCAUCAUCAUCUCCUCCUACACGGCAAACCUGGCAGCUUUCCUCACAGUGGAGAGGAUGGAGUCCCCCAUUGACUCUGCUGAUGAUCUGGCCAAGCAAACAAAGAUUGAAUAUGGAGUGGUAGAAGACGGCGCCACAAUGAUAUUUUUUAAGAAAACAAAGAUUUCUACAUAUGAUAAGAUGUGGGAGUUUAUGAGCAGUCGGAGACACUCGGUGAUGGUGAAGAACAUUGAGGAAGGCAUUCACCGUGUGCUCACCUCUGACUACGCCUUCCUCAUGGAGUCUACCACCAUUGAGUUUGUAACACAACGCAACUGCAACCUUACGCAGAUUGGGGGCCUAAUCGACUCCAAAGCUUAUGGCGUUGGAACACCAAUCGGCUCUCCAUACAGAGAUAAGAUCACAAUCGCCAUCCUGCAGCUUCAAGAGGAGGGGAAACUUCAUAUGAUGAAAGAGAAAUGGUGGAGAGGAAACGGCUGUCCAGAGGAGGAGAGUAAGGAGGCCAGCGCUCUUGGUGUGCAGAACAUCGGAGGGAUCUUCAUUGUCCUCGCCGCUGGACUUGUUCUCUCCGUGUUUGUGGCUGUAGGAGAAUUCCUGUACAAGUCCAAACAGAAUGCACAACUGGAAAAGAGGUCAUUCUGCAGCGCCAUGGUGGACGAGCUGCGGGUUUCCCUCAAGUGCCAACGGCGGCUCAAACACAAGCCCCAGCCACCUGUCAUGGUGAAAACAGAGGAGGUCAUCAACAUGCACACCUUCAACGACCGAAGACUGCCAGGGAAAGAGACCAUGGCCUGAAGCAGGAAUCCGUGUCAUUUUCUCACCCGCUCUCAUGUGCUGAAUUGGUGUGUGAGGAUACUUGGGAUAAGGGAAUGGGUAAAUGGUAGAGGGGAAGAGGAAGUUGCCAUGGUCGAACUUGUAGAGCUUGUAGAGCAGGACUGCUUUGCAGUUGUUGUUAAAACGUCAUGCUUCUGUCUUUCUAAUUAGCUACAGAUAAGAGAUUCAUCAGUAUUUCCUGUGGAAAUAACUUCAACCCGGGUGAAAUUUCAGCAAGUUACCUCAUUACUCUUACAACACUGGCAACCAACUGGAGGUGCCAGGAUUUUUAAAAAACCUUGAGUUGAAAUGUAGAAGGUCUUGGAUUCCAGUCAAAGUGGAGGAAAAAUUGAAUCACACUUUUGAUCUGCUCCUCAGUCACUGCAGAGGCUGAAGGUGCAUCUCAGCUAAUGUGAUUGAACAGGUGGGAAAGUUUCUCAUUUUUUUUCUGUGUUGCUAAAUUAGACCUAACACGGGGUGAAGUGAUAAGCAGUGCUCUCAAAAUGUAUAAAAAGCACUGCUCAGUAACAUAUGAUAUCGAAUGACUUUAAAAAUUGACAUUUUGCAAAACGUCAUCUGGCAAUAAUUGAAUUUAUGUGUUUUUUUUGUUUUCAGAGUACUAACACUUUUAGUCUUUAAUGGGGAUGAGUAUGGGAGAAUUAUCCUGCCAUAAUGCAAGAGCACAUAAUUUCAAUUUGAGAAAAGAAUUUCAUCUUC
This is a messenger RNA of Cyprinodon variegatus (sheepshead minnow), 2511 nucleotides long. RefSeq names its product glutamate receptor ionotropic, kainate 2. The transcript has 10 exons. NCBI's taxonomy places the organism in Eukaryota, Metazoa, Chordata, Actinopteri, Cyprinodontiformes, Cyprinodontidae. The annotation marks the transcript as partial. Gene Ontology annotation, molecular function: kainate selective glutamate receptor activity; transmitter-gated monoatomic ion channel activity involved in regulation of postsynaptic membrane potential. Gene Ontology annotation, cellular component: presynaptic membrane; postsynaptic membrane; kainate selective glutamate receptor complex. The record is from RefSeq and is a predicted model, not a curated record. Gene Ontology annotation, biological process: monoatomic ion transport; synaptic transmission, glutamatergic; modulation of chemical synaptic transmission.